This is a messenger RNA of Arabidopsis lyrata subsp. lyrata, 2119 nucleotides long. RefSeq names its product ubiquitin domain-containing protein DSK2a. Gene Ontology annotation, cellular component: cytosol. Gene Ontology annotation, molecular function: polyubiquitin modification-dependent protein binding. NCBI's taxonomy places the organism in Eukaryota, Viridiplantae, Streptophyta, Magnoliopsida, Brassicales, Brassicaceae. The transcript is spliced from 9 exons. The record is from RefSeq and is a predicted model, not a curated record. Gene Ontology annotation, biological process: ubiquitin-dependent protein catabolic process. Bases 249 to 1889 code for a protein of 546 amino acids.
UAAUUGGCCGUUCGGGGCCAACAAAUAAGUCCUUUCUCUUUAAUUCUCUGCAGUCUUCUUCAUUUUUUAUUCGACCAAAAUUUUUUUUUUUUUUUUUUAAUAUCCCUUUCCUCACGAAAUCUCUAAAGAACCGACUUAGAGCUGGUUCGAGUCUCCUCAAAUCUUCUUCUUCGAUUUUUUUUCUAGGGUUAGAGAUUUUGAGUCUCCGAUCGAUUUCGCGAUUUGUUGAACUAGGAUCUGAAAUUAGAAUGGGUGGUGAAGCAGAUUCAAGUCAGCCGCUGACUGCUGAAGGCGGAGCUGGAGGAGAAGCUGUUGCCGUGAACGUCCGGUGCUCCAAUGGCUCGAAAUUUAGUGUGACAACGAGUCUCGAUUCCACGGUCGAGUCUUUCAAAGAGUUGAUUGCGCAGAACAGCGAUGUGCCAGCUAAUCAGCAGCGUUUGAUUUACAAGGGACGUAUCCUCAAGGACGAUCAGACGCUUCUCAGCUAUGGUUUGCAGGCUGAUCACACCGUUCAUAUGGUUCGAGGUUUUGUACCUUCUUCUCCUUCUGCUCCCGCUGCAAAUGCUGGAAACCAAACCACUGCUCCUCAAGCGGUUAGUUCAAAUGAUAGCUCAAACCUCGGAGGAGGGGAAUCUUUGUUCCCUGGGCUUGGAUUUAAUCCUUUGGGUGGUGGAAAUGCUAUGGCUGGAUUAUUUGGAUCUGGUCUUCCGGAUCUGGAGCAGGCACAGCAACAACUAGCUCAAAACCCUAACAUGAUUAGAGAUAUGAUGAAUACUCCAGCCAUCCAGAAUCUUAUGAACAACCCAGAAUUUAUGAGGAGUAUGAUUAUGAAUAACCCUCAAAUGCGUGAGCUUGUGGAUCGCAAUCCUGAGCUUGGUCAUGUGCUCAAUGACCCAAGCAUCCUUCGUCAAACUCUAGAAGCGGCAAGAAACCCAGAGCUUAUGCGUGAAAUGAUGCGGAAUACCGAUAGGGCUAUGAGUAAUAUUGAGUCUAUGCCUGAGGGGUUUAACAUGCUUAGGCGUAUGUAUGAAAAUGUUCAGGAACCGUUAAUGAAUGCUACCACUAUGUCCGGGAAUGCUGGAAGCAAUACAGGCUCUAAUCCAUUUGCUGCUCUUCUGGGAAACCAGGGGGUCACUACACAAGGAAGCGACGUCUCUAAUAAUACUUCGACACCGAAUGCUGAAACGGGCACACCUAAUGCAAAUCCACUUCCUAAUCCAUGGGGUGCUACGGCUGGCCAAACAACUGCCCCUGGAUGGACAAAUGCUGGUGGGGAUGCGAGAAGUGCUGGACUUGGUGGUCUUGGUGGCCUUGCUGGUCUUGGUAUGCUGGGAGCGGACUCACCUCUUGGUGCGACUCCAGAUGCUUCUCAGUUGAGCCAAAUACUGCAAAACCCAGCUAUGUCGCAGAUGAUGCAAAGUGUACUUUCCAAUCCACAAUACAUGAAUCAGCUUAUGAGUCUCAACCCGCAACUCCGAAGCAUGCUAGAUAUGAAUCCUCAGUUGAGGGAAAUGAUGCAGAACCCUGAAUUCCUUCGCCAGUUUAGCUCUCCAGAGAUGAUGCAGCAAAUGAUGUCUCUACAACAAUCACUUUUCUCUCAGAAUAGGAACACGGCUGGCCAGGAUCCAACGCAAACUGGUGCUGCGACAGGGACAGCCAAUAACGGAGGGCUGGAUUUAUUGAUGAAUAUGUUUGGCAGUCUUGGUGCUGGCGGCCUGAGUGGCACAAACCAACCCAAUGUUCCUCCUGAAGAGCGAUAUGCGACUCAGUUGCAGCAGUUGCAAGAAAUGGGAUUCUACGACAGAGCAGAGAACAUAAGAGCGUUGCUUGCAACCAAUGGUAACGUUAACGCUGCUGUAGAACGACUCUUGGGGAGUAUUGGGCAGUAGCAUACAGGAUCGUGAACUUGUGGAUAGAAAAGCUGCGCAUGGAUACAGUAUUUGUUUUCAGUGGUCAUCUUCUUCCUCCUCUCUACCCAUCCCCAAAACUUUUUUUUUUUUACAUACUUUGGGUCGUCUGUUAUCUUUCAGAUUCUAUUUGAAGUUGUUACAACGUACAUCUGUAGAAGUUGAUUUCGAAAUGUGGAAUGGUUACAUUUACGUGAUCUUUUCUCCAUUUA